AAAAAUUUGGUUGGAUAUGUUCUGAUUAGCCCAGAAAGUGACUCCAUUUGCAGCAUUUUUCUUAUUCCUCAGUCAGCACAACUGAAUCUCUUGCCGCUGACAGCAAAACAAAGCAUUACCAACCUCUUCUCAGCUGUCACUGGCUGCAGCUCCUAUUCUAUUACCAUCUGAUAAUGCCUCUUGCCCCUCUAUCAUGUCGCCAUAUCGUCGAUUAUCGUCAACUCUCUCCUCUUCAACCACUCUUCUGGAUAGACCAACGGGUAAACUUCAACAUCACCCUCGUCUUCCUCAUCGCCCAUGACCACCUUGCAACCCUCCCUGGCUCCUCUAGCUCGUCGCAGAAUUGCGCUGGCAGGCCCUAAACUCCGUGACAGUUGCAACAGCUGUGCUGCGUCCAAGAUCAAAUGUACCAAGGAGAAACCAACAUGCGCUCGCUGCGCAAAACGAGGCAUCGCGUGUCGCUAUUUCGAGACCAAACGAGCUGGUCGCAAGCAAGGCAGUCGUCAGCCGAGUAAUCCGCCUGUCUCUUUUCCUGCUCAAGUCGCCCAGCAUGCGGUUUCCGGCAGGACGUCGUCAGACCAUGACUUGCUGGCUUCUCCCGGUGUGCUGCAGUUGUCUACUCGACCACCGUCGGUGGGCUAUCCGGAUAUCUUUUCGGAUGCUCCUUCGUUGGUUGAUCCGUCGAAGACGAUGACAACCCCUCCUACCACGUUCGAUGGCCAUUUUGAGGACUUUCUGGCUGCUUCGUCGAUUCCGUUCUCCGUGGUCGAUAUACCCGAUGCGAGCGAUCUGCCUGAUUCUUACCAUUUCAACGACCCGGCUCAGAUUGGCAGCUUGCUUGAUCUCGAUAAGACGACCCCUCUUCUUACGCCUGAUAAUGCCUCUUCGUCCAUGGAGACUGCGGUGUUUCCCGAGUCUCGCCCGUCUUCCUCCGCACUACCCCAGGAAAUACUGGACAGCAGACGACCGUCCAUCAUCGGCGGGCUCGAUUCAAGACCAACAGGUUCCUUCCUGGGUCGUGCCCUUAAUCUUCUAAAACAACUUCCCUCGCCAGCAUCGACAUCCCAUGUUUCCAGGGGACAGGGUUUCGAGAACCACCCCCCGACCAUCCAAUCCGUCAUCAACGACAACGAACAGACUGUCCAGGCGGUUAGCGAUAUACUCGAAUACCAAUCCGCCCAUGACGGAUAUCUCCUCGCCAUUCUGUCGAUUAUCAUUCUUAAAGUCUUGGGCUGGUACGCCGCCGUGGUACGGCAAACGCCCGGUCUUGACCACCACCCCGAACAUGGACGACGGUCUCCCACUAUGGUGGAUAAUAACUACUGCGUAGAUGACGAGGAUCAGGGCCGUAUGGCUGCACAGCAGGUUCUCAGCAAACUCCACCGCAUACAGCGGGUGAUUAAUAUCCUGUCCCAACGCUUCAAAGCCCUCAGGGGACACGGUGAACCCCCGAAUUCCUCAUCCUCCUCGUCCGACAGCUUUGACAUCUUCUCGAAUACGGAGAGCUUGUUUCCCUUUUCAAAUUCCAUAUUGGAGCAGUUUGAGGUUGACCUCCGCAAUCGUCUCCGUAACUUGUCAUCGGAGACGGUGGACAUUCUCAGCCAGGGGUGAUAUGGUCACGCUUCUUCAUCAUUCUUUUUUUUUUGUUUCCUCUUUUCCCGCCCAGACAAGGGCAGGCGUUGAGGUCUACGAGUUCCACGGUCGAUUUUCCUUUCAUAGAUGUACAUACUGCCUAGGGCAGCACUUUUUUCUUUUUUUUUUCUUUACAUAAAAUAUAAACCCAACAUGUCCGCCAUUCUACGAUGAACUGGCAGGGAUAGACGCAGUGAAGCAAUAUCAAUCAACAGCAA
Aspergillus wentii DTO 134E9 is the source of this 1850-nucleotide messenger RNA. It is a transcript of the gene tpcE, whose product is annotated as Zn(II)2Cys6 domain-containing transcription factor tpcE. Gene Ontology annotation, molecular function: DNA-binding transcription factor activity, RNA polymerase II-specific; zinc ion binding; DNA binding. Lineage: Eukaryota; Fungi; Ascomycota; Eurotiomycetes; Eurotiales; Aspergillaceae. Gene Ontology annotation, biological process: regulation of DNA-templated transcription; aflatoxin biosynthetic process. The record is from RefSeq and is a predicted model, not a curated record. Bases 298 to 1611 code for a protein of 437 amino acids. The transcript has a single exon. Gene Ontology annotation, cellular component: nucleus.